Molecule: messenger RNA, 1515 nt
Organism: Symbiodinium natans
Lineage: Eukaryota; Dinophyceae; Suessiales; Symbiodiniaceae
Source: the annotation of a GenBank genome assembly
AUGCGAGGAGGCACGAGAGCGCGGAGAGUCGCAGCGAUGCGCGCAGUCUCCGCCUACACCGCCUCCGAAGUCUCCUCCAAGUUGCCAACGCCACCGAAGCUGCCGAAUCCGACUGCGCCGCUGUCGCCGCGCACGCACCGCCUGUCCAUGUCGGCGGUCUCCAUGCAGCGGCUCAAGGUGUCGCCUUGCAAGGAGCAUCAUCGAGAGUUCUGGCUCCCUUCCCGUUCGGAUGCGCUGCGUGAUCCGCUGCAUCCAUCCGUGAUGCAGGGCCACCGGGAUUUCCGGACGAAGGACUUCGUGUGGAGCCGACCGCCCACGGACUACCGGGCCAGCAACUGGUACAUCGAGAAUCAUUGGGCCCUGCACAGCAUGCGCAAGUCCGAGUCCGAACCCUCGAAGGUCAAGCAGCCAUGGACCAGCAGUGCUCAGUUCCAGUCGUGCUGCGUUGGAGGCGUCGGCGGCGGCAGGAAAGGUCGCAACAAAGGCUCGUACGAAGACGACUUCGCCGGCGAGCUCAGAGGGCUCUCGAUGGGGAGUUUGCUCUAUGCCUGGACAGCCGAGCUUCCUGAAAGGCCGGCGAAGCCGAUCAUUAGCAAGUCCAGCGGCGAGCCGCCCCUGCCAGUGAGGCUGACAAUACCCAAGAUCGAGGCCAGGCACACGGAGAGUAGCUUCGCACAUCGACAGUGCCCAGUUAAGACAUGUGAAAUCGAUGCAGCGUGGCACGGGUCCUCCUCCUCCUCCUCGUCCUCUGCCUUUUUGGGCGCUGUGGCUGUGGGCGCCGCAGCCGGUGCCCUUGCAGGCGUUGGCCUCACGCUGGCACUGCGACGGCCGGCAGCACCGCGGCCUCGCCCAGGCAUCAAGGCUUCCGCGCAGGUAGCCGACAAGCUGAAGCAGGCUCUCGUGGUGCCAGUGGUCGCAAUGCAGGACGCCUCCGGCGCUCCGGCGCUUGCCGCGGCUUUGAUGGAGGGUGGACUCACAGCCAUCGAGGUGGUCUUCCGGACCGCAGCGGCCGAGGAGGCGCUGCGGCGGAUGGCUGCCGCGGAGCCCAGCGCCUUGGUGGGUGCCGGCACGGUUCUGUCUGCAGAACAGGCCAAAAGAGCCGUCAGCGCCGGAGCCCAGUUCAUUGUCUCUCCGGGGCUGAACCCAGAGGUCGUAAACUGGUGUCUGGAAAACGGCGUUGCCGUCAUCCCGGGCGUGGCCACACCGACCGAGGUUGAAAGUGCCAUGCGCAUGGGCCUCUCCGUGCUGAAGUUCUUCCCAGCUGAGGCCAAUGGCGGGGUGAACACCCUCAAGGCCAUCUCGGCUCCGUAUGGGCAGAUCACCUGGAUGCCCACAGGCGGCAUCUCCGAAGACAACCUUGAGAAGUACUUGAUGAUGCCGCAAGUGGCAUGCUGCGGUGGCUCCUGGAUGGUUCCUCAGGAUGCUGUCGCCCAGGGGAACUGGCGGUACGUGAAGGAGUUGUCCCAGCGGGCGCGUCAGCUCGCCCAGUCCAUCGCGUUGAAGAAGCGGAAAUGA